This is a messenger RNA of Leptidea sinapis, 471 nucleotides long. RefSeq lists its product as uncharacterized. The record is from RefSeq and is a predicted model, not a curated record. The coding region runs from base 102 to 392 and encodes 96 amino acids. Lineage: Eukaryota; Metazoa; Arthropoda; Insecta; Lepidoptera; Pieridae. The transcript is spliced from 3 exons.
AGAUAAGAUACUCGUGUUAAAACACACCUCGUCAGAGCUCUGUGCGUAUUAUUCGUAAGAAUUGUUUGGUUUAUUUUAGAGAAAAGUGAAAUAUUUACAAAAUGAGUCUCAAAAAACCGUUGCUGUUCUAUUUUGCAAUAAUUUUGGUGAUUCUCAGUACUCUUACCCAGGAGACGGAAGCCCGAAGAAAAAUUCUUCGCGGUCGUCGUGUAAUGACACGGACAUACUAUCGUGGUAAUGCGGUGCCGGCUUGGGCGAUCAGCUUCAUGACAGGAAUUGGAAUGCUUCUAGCAGGUGGAGUUUUAUACGUGGUGAUGAGGAAAAUCGUGCUUUCUUCAGAGACUGGAUCACUGAACACUUAUCAACCAGCAAUGCAAAAUGAAAAUGUUUAACAAUAUUACCUAAUCAAUUAUUAAUAAGAUGCUUGAAAUUUUUGUAAUAAGCUAAUAAAUCGUAUGAAGGUAUAGUUUA